AUGACAUUCAAUAUUUAUCACCCUGCCUUCUCGUAUGCAAUCACUGACAUUCUACACAUUGUCGAAUACACUGGCAUAUUUCAGGAGUGCCAUGACACGACAGUCUCAUCACCAAACAUUCUUGUAUGCAGUCAAUGUUGCCGCGGUGAUCUGUGUGCAUCUUCUAUGUGCGGAAAUACUGGUUAUCCUAUCAAUACCGGACCAGUUUGUUAUUCCUGCCCGUAUCCAAUUGAUCAGUCGGACCUGUGUGACACGAUAAGGAUUUGCAACCGGAAUGAGAAAUGUGGUUUUUUCGUGAAUCAAGAUGGAAGAUUUGAAGUAAAGUGUAUGCCAGACAGCUCCUGUAAUCAAGCAAUGACUACAAGUAGCUGUGCGCGUUGCUGCGAUUCGCAGUUGUGUAACAGCGCCUGUGACAACCCGAACGCGACAAACAUACCUACAUCAGGUACGAGAAAAACAUAA
Molecule: messenger RNA, 462 nt
Organism: Mya arenaria
Lineage: Eukaryota; Metazoa; Mollusca; Bivalvia; Myida; Myidae
Exons: 4
Coding region: 1-462 (153 amino acids)
Source: RefSeq, a predicted model, not a curated record